Molecule: messenger RNA, 912 nt
Organism: Spinacia oleracea (spinach)
Lineage: Eukaryota; Viridiplantae; Streptophyta; Magnoliopsida; Caryophyllales; Amaranthaceae
Product: receptor like protein 28
Exons: 3
Coding region: 1-912 (303 amino acids)
Molecular function (GO): protein binding
Source: RefSeq, a predicted model, not a curated record
AUGGAACUAGGAGGACGUUCCGAAGCACCUUGGCCCUGUCAAGCAGAGCAAACGCGUACUAUUCUGUACUUUGGCCUAUUUGGAUGCCGCCACGUGUAUGACGGCGAUGUACUUUAUUCUUUGUCGUUGUCGUUUAGCCUGCGGGUCCUUUCUUGGACUGAUGCAACUUUUUCUGGCUCUGCUCUAUGUCCUACAUGUGAUCUGGGGAGGUUUGAUCUGCCUGGGUUGCGUAUGCUUGGCUUGGGGCUUAGAGUCUUAAAUCUUCACGGUAACGAAUUCAUUGGGAAACUUGAUGGAUCAUUACUUCUGUCGGGUAAUAGUUCAUUAGAGUUCGUUGACCUUGGCAUGAACAGCUUAAGUCUUCAGCUCAAUCUCUUCUGCAAGUUUAAGAAUCUCAUCAAUCUCGAUCUAUCAAAUUCUGAUCUGUCAUUGACUGAUGGUGUCAACUGUUCAUUCUCUUGGCCUAAAUUGUCCAGUUUGGCUCUGUCUUCUUGCAAUAUAAGUGAAUUCCCAGGCUUCUUGAGAUCCCAGCACACUCUAGAAGCGUUAGAUCUCUCUAAUAAUAGAAUCCAAGGCAAGGUACCUAGCGGGUUGAAAGAUGUGGGAAAGAAUUCAUUGCCAUUAUUAAAUAUUUCUCACAACAAUCUGACAGGAGGUUUGGAGCUUUUUUCUUGGAAGAACUUGUUAUACAUCGAUCUUCGCUGUAACUCUCUGCAAGGGUUCCUUCCAUCACCACCACCCAAUACCGGCAUGUUUCUCGCUUCGAAUAACAAAUUUCAUGGUGAAAUCUCUUCAUCAUUCUGCAACUUGAAAAUGUUGGGAAUUCUUGAUCUGUCUUACAAUCGUUUGAGUGGCAAGAUGUUGAUUCUGAGUUUUGAUGAUGACAACGCAAACUUCCUAAUCGUUGUUUAA